Molecule: messenger RNA, 1710 nt
Organism: Grosmannia clavigera kw1407
Lineage: Eukaryota; Fungi; Ascomycota; Sordariomycetes; Ophiostomatales; Ophiostomataceae
Exons: 1
Coding region: 1-1710 (569 amino acids)
Source: RefSeq, a predicted model, not a curated record
AUGACAGCCUUCCUUGAAGACCCGCGGCUGCGGCAGCGGUGGAACCAGAUCUCGCAGAACGCGGAAGCGGUGACGGAGAACGCGGCGGCAGGCAUUUGGACGUUCCAGCACAGGUACAUCACGCCGUGCCUCGGCUCUAUCAGCGGGGCGGUCGACUCGUGCACGGGUGUGUGUCUGGGUGACCGGGACGAGCGGGCCCGUCGUCAACGCGAGCUUGCACGCGGUGCUCACCGUACGCGGGCCGAGUACAGCUUCGACUUCUACGACGACUGGUAUGAUGACUACUACGGCAGCGGCCUCGGCGAGAGCGGUGAUGGUGGUGCAGACGGUAGUGGUGGAGGUGGCGGUGGCAUCUUCAGUCGGGGUUUUUUCAGCACGUGGGCAGGCAGCAGCCGGGCAGAGGACUGGGACCGGCUGCUAGCCGGCUCGGGGGCCGAGGGCAGCGGGGAGGGCGAUGAGGGUGGCGGUGGAGAUGGCGGUGGUCAUCACACGGUGGACAGCCAGCCACGGCCGCGGCGUAGCAUGAGCUACGGGACCGGCGGUGUGCUGCGGCGGACGACAGACGGGGCCGACCACCGCGAUUCGACGAUCAUCCCCAGCACGGCGCCGCUAGGGUUCUUGGGCCGACUGCCGUUUAAGAUUGGCGGCACAUUGCGAUACAAGCCUAGCGCGGCCAACCUGCGGGAGCACCCGGCAGGUGGUGGAAGGGAUGGGCACGAUAUGGCCACGCGGGACGAGCACCAGCCGCUGCUCGGCGGGACGGACGGCGACCACGGCGAGCAGGAGUGGCAGAGCACGCUGGCAGCUGUUGCAGCCGGAACCGGAUCCGGGCUCGGAGACGGAACCAGCAAGGCGAUAAGGGUGACGACGACAACGGAAGAGGCAGCGGCGCUGAUGCGAAAGCGGAGCGGCACGACGGGAUCGGGCGACACGUCUGACUCGUUCCGGUCGCGUGGCGACCUCUUUGCGAGUGACGAGGAGGGUGACGAGGACGCGGUGCCACUGGACGACGAGUUUGCCGUGGCGCUGGAUCGUGUCGACGACCGCAGCAGCGGGCGGACACGUUUCAGCAGUAGCAGCAGCACGGCUGGCGCAGCAGCGACAACGUUGAAUAUCCGGCGCAAGGGCAAGCGGCGGGCGGACACGGCGACGUCGGGACGCAGCGCCAUGUCGCGCAGCGUGUCCUACACGACGAUCAGCGGCAUCAGCGGCAUCAGCGGGGGCGGGACAUCCUCGCAGAACUCGCCGGCAGCAUCGAUCCGGCCGCGGAUCAGCACAACAUCGCUAUCACCACGGGGCGGAGGCACGACGGCAGCGCAGGAACGGCUGACCGAGGAGGUCGAUGCAGAGCACGACGCGUCAGACCACGAGGCAGAGGCGGACGAGGAUGUGGUCGAGCGGCUGCAGCGCGAAGAGGCACGAGCGGCGCAGGAGGAAGACGCCGAGGUGGAGCGGAAGCGCAGGGCAGCAGUACAGCUGGCGCGCGAGCGAGGACUGGUCGCAGAUGUGGGAGGGGAGACAGAAACACAGACACCACAGACUGCAGAGACAGUCUUGUGCUCAGAACCAAAGGCCAUCCAGGCCAAGACGGCUACGCAGGACGUGGCGGCUCCGGAGCUCGAACCAAAGGACGAUGCAAGCAGCAAAAUUGGCAGAGACGGCAGAGAUGAGCAGGCCUUUGUGCCGGCACGACUACCACACUUUGGAUAA